CGCAGUGGUGGUCAUGGUAUACUUUGAUUUAAACAUAGAGUCCGUUGACGUAAAUCAGCUGUUGUGAUGUCAUCUAAUCAGGAACUUGAAUAAAACCUAUAGUAGUGUCGCUUAUGCUUUCGAUUGGAUGACAUUGUACCAGCUGAUUAAACGUCAAAGUUCUCUGUAAUAAAUCGAAGUGUAGUUCGUCCACGCGUCGCAUUAGCAUGUCUAUAUUACGUCGUUCUCAACUUUCCUCACGAGUGUUGUGUCCACGAGUAUAUCUGCUCACAACUAGGCAGUGCUGUUCUGUUAUGGAAGAACGUUUCAUGAUACUAAAUAACAAACUGGUCCGAGACCCGGUAUAGAAAGAACUUUAAUUUAUAAAUAGGAGAGAUCUUGUUUUCCAAGGCCAGACUACUCGACUCCGUUCAGUCGAUGUAAGAAAGCGAGAGAUCGGCCGGCACUGCAGUUCGAGAAACAAGCGAUCAUUGGCUCGGUUAAUAAUUGACGUGUGCAGGACACGAGAUUGUAGGUCACCUUCGAAAAGCAUUAGAAACACGAUCGUUCUCGCAGUGUAGAUUGUUACGAAAUAUUUCAGACGAGAGCCACAAUGAUUCCAAGAUGUAUUCGCAGCUUGAGCACAAAAUCAACACAAAGGAAGUAUGGAACCUGGUUUCAAACUGGUAAGGAUGUUGCUGUUAGAAUGGUUCCGGAUUUCAUGGAAAUGUCAAUGAAAGCCUUGUCUUCUUUUUUUGGUUCUUCAAAAAAUACUUAUGCAACAGAAGCAACAUUUGAAACAAAGCCAUUUCGUCUACAUAAACUUCAAACUGGUCCGUCUCAAACUGUAACUGUUACACAGAAAGAAGCUCUGGAAUACUAUGCUCAAAUGACAACCAUUAGGAGGCUGGAAACAGCAGCUGGAAGUCUUUAUAAAGAGAAAAUCAUUCGAGGAUUCUGUCAUUUAUACUCUGGACAGUGCAGAAUGUGUGGUGUGGGUAUAGUGGAUAUAAAGCAGAAGCAUGUGCUGUGGUACAAGGCUGCUAUGCGUCCUAAUGAUGCUGUAAUUACAGCCUAUCGUGCUCAUGGCUGGACAUAUUUAAUGGGCAUUUCUGAACUUGGAGUACUGGCUGAACUCACAGGCAGAAUGUCUGGUUGUGCAAGAGGCAAAGGGGGUUCCAUGCAUAUGUAUGCCAAAAAUUUUUAUGGUGGAAAUGGGAUUGUUGGAGCCCAGGUUCCACUAGGUGUUGGAAUUGCAUUUGCCGCAAAAUACAAUGGCACUGAUGCAGUAUGUAUUACACUGUAUGGUGAUGGAGCUGCCAAUCAAGGCCAGGUUUUUGAAGUGUACAAUAUGGCAAAGUUGUGGGAUAUUCCUUGCAUAUUUGUAUGUGAAAAUAAUGGAUACGGAAUGGGUACAAGCAGUGAUAGAGCUGCUGCUAGUACAGACUAUUUUGCUCGUGGUGAUUAUAUUCCAGGGAUUUGGGUUGAUGGAAUGGAUAUUUUAGCGGUUCGUGAAGCAGCUCGCUAUGCAAUUAAUCACUGUGUGGGUGGAAAAGGUCCAAUUGUAUUAGAAACAGCCACUUACAGAUAUGGUGGUCACUCAAUGUCUGACCCAGGUACUAGCUAUCGCACAAGAGAAGAAAUUCAAGAAGUGCGACAGUCAAGAGACCCAAUAACUUCAUUUCGAGAAAAAAUUAUUUCUUCUGGCCUUGCUGAAGCAGAAGAAAUUAAGAAACUUGAAGCAAAAAUCCGAGCAACUGUAGAUGAAGCUGCGAAAAAAGCCAAAUCUGAUCCAGAAAUAGGAUUAGAAGAACUGGUAGCAGAUGUGUAUGCUAAUCCCUUAGAACCUACAGUUCGCGGUGUCACUCCAUGGGACAGAUUGAAGCAUAUAUCUGUUGGAAAACCACUAAACUUAUAAAUUUGUGAAUUUAUUUAGACUUUUCCAAUACAUCAUAAGUUAAUCAUUGUGUUGUUUUGAGCAUUCUAGAUCCCUGGGUGUUACAGAAGUUUUGCAUGCGUAAAUAUAUAUAAAAUGUGUGUGUGUGUGCGUGCAUGUGAGAGUGAGAGUGAUAGAUGUAUAUGUGUACAAUUUCUUCCCAGCUACAAAGCAUACAAUGCAUAUAUUAGUGAAUAAUUUAUAGCUCAGAAUGCAUUAUCAGCAACAUAACAUGAAAACAUUCCCUUUUUUUGGGUGAGUGUUUAUUUUUCAAAUGUUUUGGCAAUGGAAAAUAAUGACAAUGAAUCACAAAAUUGUAAUCGGUAAUAAGUUCAAUUUUCAGGCACUACUCUGGUUUCUAAUGACUAAAGCAAAGUUUUCUCAGAGUUAAUUAUCUAGUUGUUUGUUUAUUGUUUUUUUUUUCCUUUGACUACUAAAGUGUGUGUAAAAUCAAUUUAAUAAUUAUUGUGGCAUAAAUUAUGUUAUAUUUGCGUAAUAGAAAAUUAUACAUUUUAUUUCCUAUAACUUUUCUUGUGAGUUUUGAAUUUUCCUGCCUGCACCUGUUGGCGUUUUUCUCAAGGGCUCACAGGGCAGUAAUUUGGCUGCUUACUUUUUUUAAUACAGUGGUUUGCUGCAACUCUUGAUGUGGACUUUGGUGGAAGGGUUUUAUAAAACAUCUUUGUUAUAUCCAAAAAAGAACAGUGAUUUUUAAAACUGUUUUUUAUUACCACAAGCCAACAUGAGAUUCACUAAUACAGCCAGCUUCGAACAUACUCCAGGAGAUAUACCGGGGACGUUGCGAUGUUCACUGAUUCGCCGCAGGAAAAGUCAGAUUUCGUUAACCUUUCUGUAACACGCUUUACUAGCACUAUAACACCACUCCAGGCCGCCUUUCCACACUCUGACACUCGAGGAGCAAAUCU
Messenger RNA from Gryllus bimaculatus (two-spotted cricket), 2838 nucleotides. Lineage: Eukaryota; Metazoa; Arthropoda; Insecta; Orthoptera; Gryllidae. The record is from the annotation of a GenBank genome assembly.